Molecule: messenger RNA, 3049 nt
Organism: Clupea harengus (Atlantic herring)
Lineage: Eukaryota; Metazoa; Chordata; Actinopteri; Clupeiformes; Clupeidae
Gene: tle3a
Product: TLE family member 3, transcriptional corepressor a
Exons: 21
Coding region: 630-2930 (766 amino acids)
Biological process (GO): regulation of DNA-templated transcription; negative regulation of canonical Wnt signaling pathway
Cellular component (GO): transcription regulator complex; nucleus
Molecular function (GO): protein binding; transcription corepressor activity
Source: RefSeq, a predicted model, not a curated record
UGGAAAGGGGUGCUCUCGCGGCAGUGCAGCCCUCGUGUCAGUAGACUGUCUGUGUGUGGCACAGGAUAGCAUAGCUGGACGACGGGGAAAUGUGAGAUUGUCGAAGGAGUACAACGUUACACUUUUAAACGACCCAAACCUCUUCAAAAUCGGAAGUACACUUUGGCACGAUUUUUUGGAUUACCCAGUCUUUCUUUUGUGAGUGGUUGGUCGCAGUCUGGAGUUUUAAAAACGGAGGAAAAAGUCUAUCUUGAACCUGCAAAGAGAAGCAGCCGUCGAGAGUCGCUUCUGUUUUCAGAGAAAUGUUUGACGCGGUCGGCGUCGAGCAGGAACAUUCUCGAUUAUUGAACUCAGUUUUCUGGAUUUGAUACAUCAAAGGCUUUUUCAUAGCCAUCUUGUUUUAAUUUGCUCUUCGCGGAGCCGCGUAACAGAACCAACCUCAGAAGACACCAAUCCAGGGGAUCAAAACUGUGCGGAUCUUAAAAACGAGGGGGACACUGUCGGGGUCUUUAGCCCCCCCAGCGACCACUGGAAUCGGGCUUUGUGUCCGACUACACCGCUGGAGAAAGCGGCGUGCCAGGGAACCACGCUAUUCACAGACCUCCAGCAAAUAAGGGAUACAUUUCAAGAUGUAUCCGCAGGGCCGGCAUCCGGCACCACACCAGCCCGGCCAGCCUGGUUUCAAAUUCACAGUGGCCGAGUCCUGCGACAGGAUUAAAGACGAGUUUCAGUUCCUCCAAGCCCAGUAUCACAGUCUAAAGGUGGAAUACGAUAAACUGGCCAAUGAGAAGACAGAAAUGCAGAGGCACUACGUCAUGUACUACGAGAUGUCAUAUGGGCUGAACAUAGAAAUGCACAAACAGACGGAGAUCGCUAAAAGGCUGAAUGCAAUUUUGGCCCAAAUUAUGCCUUUCCUGUCACAAGAGCACCAACAGCAGGUGGCCCAGGCUGUUGAGCGUGCCAAACAGGUGACGAUGACCGAGUUGAACGCCAUCAUCGGGGUGCGUGGACUUCCCAACCUGCCUCUGACCCAGCAGCAGCUCCAGGCGCAGCACCUGUCCCACGCCGCCCACGGCCCUGUGGCGCUGCCCCCGCACCCCUCCGGCCUGCAGCCCCCCGGCCUCCCCUCCGUGACCGGCUCCGGCUCGGGCCUGCUGGCCCUGGGAGCGCUGGGCAGCCAGGCCCACCUGCCCGUCAAGGACGAGAAGAACCACCACGACCUGGAGCACAGAGAGAGCACGAACAACUCCAUCUCCCCGUCAGACAGUCUACGUACGGCCAGCGAGAAGCACCGUGGGUCCUCAGACUACAGCCUGGAGUCCAAGAAACGCAAAGUGGAUGAGAAGGACAACAUGAGUCGAUACGACAGUGAUGGUGAUAAGAGUGACGAUCUGGUGGUUGAUGUUUCCAAUGAGGACCCAGCCACCCCUAGAGCCAGCCCAGCUCACUCCCCACCAGAGAAUGGUCUGGACAAACCCCGCCCUCCAAAGAAGGACACGCCCAACAGCCCCGCCUCUGUGGCCUCCUCGGGCAGCACACCGUCGUCUAAGACCAAGGACCACGGCCACAAUGACAAAUCCUCCACGCCGGGCCUGAAGUCCAACACCCCCACGCCCCGUAACGACGCCCCCACGCCUGGCACCAGCACCACCCCUGGACUCAGGCCCAUCCUGGGCAAGCCCCCCAUGGAGGCACUGGCGGCCCCCGCCCUGCGGACGCCCCUGUCCAUCGCAGGCUCGUACCCGGCUCCCUUCGCCAUGAUAGGGCACCACGAGAUGAACGGCUCCCUGGCCGGUGGGGGGGUGUACGCCGGCCUCCACAUCUCCCCCCAGAUGAGCGCCGCUGCCGCCGCCGCCUACGGACGCUCAUCCAUGGCGGGGUUUGACCACCCCCACAUGAGGGCUCCAGGUCUGCCUGCCAGUCUCACCGCAAUGUCUGGAGGCAAACCUGCGUACUCCUUCCACGUCAGUGCGGACGGGCAGAUGCAGCCUGUGCCCUUUCCCCCGGACGCUCUGAUUGGCCCGGGGAUCCCGCGCCACGCCCGCCAGAUCAACACGCUGAACCACGGUGAGGUGGUGUGCGCCGUCACCAUUAGCAACCCCACGCGCCACGUCUACACCGGCGGCAAGGGCUGCGUCAAGAUCUGGGACAUCAGCCAGCCGGGCAGCAAGAGCCCCGUGUCCCAGCUGGACUGCCUGAACCGGGAUAACUACAUCCGCUCGUGUAAGCUGCUUCCUGACGGCCGCACGCUGAUCGUGGGCGGCGAGGCCAGCACGCUCACCAUCUGGGACCUGGCCUCGCAGACGCCGCGCAUCAAGGCCGAGCUCACCAGCUCCGCGCCCGCCUGCUACGCCCUCGCCAUCAGCCCCGACGCCAAGGUCUGCUUCUCCUGCUGCAGCGACGGCAACAUCGCCGUCUGGGACCUGCACAACCAGACGCUCGUCAGGCAGUUCCAGGGUCACACGGACGGAGCCAGCUGCAUCGACAUCUCUCACGACGGCACCAAGCUGUGGACGGGCGGCCUGGACAACACCGUGCGCUCCUGGGACCUGAGGGAGGGCCGGCAGCUGCAGCAGCACGACUUCACCUCACAGAUCUUCUCCCUGGGCUACUGUCCGACGGGCGAGUGGCUGGCCGUGGGCAUGGAGAGCAGUAAUGUGGAGGUGCUCCACCACACCAAACCAGACAAGUACCAGCUCCACCUCCACGAGAGCUGUGUGCUCUCACUCAAGUUUGCAUACUGUGGUAAAUGGUUCGUGAGCACGGGGAAGGACAACCUGCUGAACGCGUGGAGGACUCCAUACGGCGCCAGCAUAUUCCAGUCCAAGGAGUCGUCCUCUGUCCUGAGCUGUGAUAUCUCUGCAGACGAUAAGUACAUCGUCACGGGCUCAGGCGAUAAGAAGGCAACCGUCUACGAGGUCAUCUACUGAGACUGCGUUUCCGCGGUUACGGCGCCGGAGUCAGCCAAGGAGGAGGACAGCCGGGGUGGGGGGUUUCGGAAGGAACGGCCGUCCGGCCGCAGCCACACACACACACACACACACACACA